Molecule: messenger RNA, 2148 nt
Organism: Ochlerotatus camptorhynchus
Lineage: Eukaryota; Metazoa; Arthropoda; Insecta; Diptera; Culicidae
Exons: 3
Coding region: 579-1589 (336 amino acids)
Source: RefSeq, a predicted model, not a curated record
UGUUAGCCGCGGUCGCGGAAUUCUCUCAUUAAUUCGCUUCUAGCUGUUGCCGUGUCGAGUUCGUUUUUCGGUCGUUGGCUUCUACGCGCGUUGUUCGAUUUACCGCUUGUGACUUUCCGGGAGUUAGUAUUUAGUGCCGCGCGGAUUCGCAUCUUCUCCACUCCACAACACAAUCAAACCAAUACGAUUCACCAGCGCAAAAUACAUACGCUCUCAGGCAUCACAGGGCCUGAGUUUCGUACGGUGGUUUUCUGCGACGGAUGGGUGGCGAAGUGCUAAGAGUGGUGUCUUGAAACGCGGUAGUAAAAUUGUACUACAAAGCCAAUCCGAAUCACUCGGAAGGAAAGUCGAAUCGCGUUGUGUUGUAUAUCAUCUGACAUUUAAUUGAUCUAUUUUUAAUAUCGUUACUAACGCGUUUUCCGUAUGCGGUGGCGGUCGAUGACUAUUUUCACCACCCCCAACGCGGCCACCGGAUUCGUUUGUGGAUUUAGCAGCAUUAGUGAUUGAUUGAAGACAUUCGGCUUGACGCCAACCAACCUAGUGGAGGACAGACAACCAAUAUUGGGACCAAGCGAGCAAUGGUAUUUUCCAGUUACAGCAACACGUCCUACUUACCACUAGACAACGAUCAGGGUGUAACUUUUUACAAAAACGAGAACUUGCUGUUUCCACCACCACCAGCAGCAACGGCAGCGGUAGUUGCAUCGCCUUCAACGCUGGUUUGCCGACGUAACACCGCUGCAGCGGCAGCAAUGUUAACCGCUACUACCGGAAGUAGCCCUUUCGGCAGUCAACCGUUGCACCACGGCUCGCAGCAUGGCAACGUUUGUGAUGACUUCCAACCUGUGGCCCAUCUCAGCUCCAACGGUUACUACGGGUACGUGCCGGCCAACUCAUUACCGAAGAUGAUGUCAACAGAGGGAACGCCACCCGCCGCUGUUGCUGUCAACGGUGAUGGUGUUGGUGUCUUAUUGGAUUGCCAUCCGGUAGCGGCAUCAGUCGUCGAUAAUAAUUCCUCCUCGAUGAUGGACUGCGGUGGUGGAAUCGGCGAAGUGGAAAAUUACCAUCACCAUCAGCAGCAGCAGCAACAACAUCUACGAAAGCGAAAAGAGUACAGUGAGGAAGUGGAAGUAAACUGCAAACGACGGAAGACUUGGCUGGAACAACCGAACGAUGCAGGUUUCACCCAUGUCCCAAACUGGCAGCAGGCAUCUGUCCAGCAGAUGGAAUGCCACGAUCAACCCAUGGACACGGUUUCAGCUCAGCAAUUCAAUGGAUCUCCGAUGACCAUGAACGCAGCUACCACCACCUUCAACGGUUUCCAGCUGCAUCAUCAUCAUCAUCAACACCAAGCAUUGAUCACAUCCCCACCGAUGCCAGCCGCACCGCAGUCGCAAACAGUCCUGCAGCCGAAAAAUCGUUUGUUCGGUGGUUGUUCACCUUCCCCCAUGCCACUGUUGCUGGGGUCCCAACUAGCGGAAAAACACACCUACCGUCAGAUUCAUCCCAAUCGCUUCGGUGACAACUGCCAAGAGCUCGAGGAUUUAUUCAUCAGCUUACAUGGGUCCGGGUUUUAUCUAUCGUGUUGAAUUGCCUGGUGUUUCCUAACAGGUGGCGAUUUAUGACGCUCCCUCUCACACACACACACACAACUAACCAUGUCCAUGAUAAAUCCAAUUAUGUCUUUAUUACUAGUGUAAAUAGUUUGCUGUAGGGAUAAGUUCGACUAACACAUUUCUUUAACGCCAGUUCAAAUCAUUGUACCUUUUUUUCCCCCAUCCACAAAUGUUCAAAAAAUGUCCAACGAAAAUGGAACUACCUAACCUUAUUAUUCAUUAGUCUUAGUUUUUUUUUUUAGUUUUAUUCCUUCAACCUGUGCAACUAGUUUGUAAGAAUUUAAUACAAUCUCGGAUGAACUUUUGUUAUCUGAUAGUGCUAACUUUUGACUUACAAUUAAAUAAAUGAAUACUAGAUACCUAUAACAGAGUACUAACAUAAUGGCACAUAUCAUCGUUCAAGAAAGUGCUGGAACAAUGCUACAAUUACGACUUAGGGGAAGAGGGAGAGCGAUAGAAUAUCGGGGAUAACUUGUCUGUGAAAAAUGCAAUGUAAUGUGCUUUUAAGUGAUUAAAUAAAGGAUUUUUUUUU